Molecule: messenger RNA, 5785 nt
Organism: Gorilla gorilla gorilla (western lowland gorilla)
Lineage: Eukaryota; Metazoa; Chordata; Mammalia; Primates; Hominidae
Gene: C1H1orf174
Product: chromosome 1 C1orf174 homolog
Exons: 4
Coding region: 4230-4961 (243 amino acids)
Source: RefSeq, a predicted model, not a curated record
CUGCAAUUCCACAUGGCAGCUUGAGGUGGAGCGGGGGAGAGAAUUCAAGAUUGGCUCCUCUGCCCACGCCAACACCUCCCACCUCGUCAGGAGGGGUAGCCUGUCCAGAUAGGGCUGCACUGCACAUCCAGCCUUGACUAGGAGGCUCUGUUUCCCCCGGGUGGGCCUGAAAGGGGCCUGCAUCCUACAGGAUGAGGGAGGGAGAGGGGGCCCCAGCCACUUCCUCCCAGGAUCCUCAGCCGACACCCCCAGCUCUGUGCUGUUGCCCAUGUGGCCUCUCCCCCAUGGCUCCCAUCACACUGCAAAUGUACAAUUCUGUGUGAUGAUUCCAUGCCUGGGCUCGCACCUGGCCCAGUCCCCAGAACACAGUGGAGCUUGAUACCUUGAGUGAAUGAGUGGAUGCGCCAUGCUCUGGGAUAGCACCGGAGAAACGGUCCUGGCCUGCCACGGGGUCCUGGUAGAAGAGUGCAGAACACUAAAAGAGCAGUAACCGGCAGAUUGAAUGUAGGGGGCGGGGGAGCAUCCAGGAAGGGCCCCCUGAGGACAGGAGAUAUAAGCUGAGUUGAGGUUUAACAAAUGGAUUAGCCAGGCAAAACGUGGGUUGGGGAGCUGGGGAAAGAAGGUUUUCAGGCACAGGGAAGUGGGGAAGAGGCUUUGCAGUGGUCAGGAGCUGAGGGAGGCACUGUGGAUACCAGAGGGGCAGGGGAACAGGUGCUGGGACUCUGUGCGGCUGGAGCAGGGAGCGGCAAUGGUGGGCAAGCUCAGAAGCUCUUCCGCACAUUCAUUCGACAAACACCUGCUGGGCACCCACAGUGUGCCAGGCACCAUGCCAGGACUUACAGGCCACUCUAAGACUGUGGCUCUGGAUCCCAGAAGCAGGGGAUCACCCCAACAGCUGUGGGCUGCCCAGGCCAGAGGAAAAGGAGAGACCAGCCGUGAGGCUUCAAAGUCUAGAAUUAACAGCAACCGGCAUCUGAUAGGAUGUGGGCAGGGAGACAGAGACAUUCACCAAUGGCCUGGGUGUCAGGCCUUACAGCCGGGAGGCUGGAAACCAUGCUCAUCCCAGACCCGGGGAGACGACAGACCACAGUGGUGAAGGGAAGGAGAGUGCCCUUUGGGAUGUUAAAAGUCCACAUGGCUCGGAGCCCAGAGCCCCCAUCGGGCAGGCGAGGCCAGGCAGUGAGGCAUUCACAUCAACUGGCACCAACCACAAACAAGACAGGCAAACACCAGCCAAGCCCCAGUGGAUGAAAACUUUGAGCUCCCAAGGACUGGGAAAUAAAACCACUGAACCAAGCUUAUUGUGAAAUCAAUCUCUGCGAAAAUGGGACAGGCUAGGUGUUUAACAAAGUAUCGCUUGCUCUCAUUUUUUUCUGAACAGCUGGCAGCGAUUAUAUUAAGUUUCCAUUUCAAACGCAUUUCCUGCCAGUUACACAUUUGUCUCCUCCCCUUCUGUACAACAUGGAUAAUAACAUGGGAGAAGCGCAGGGCUAGGAAGAGAGAGGGUACAACAGCCAGGUAGGACAUGUGUGUGUGUGUGUGUACACCAGGGCUGCAAGCAUCUUCACUCACUGCCGAAAGCAAAACCCCACGUGCAGUCUAAUUUGAGGGCUCCACCUAAUUACCAAACGUCACACUUCUAAAGAGAGUGGAGGCUGCAUAGAGCUCAAGCUGGCAGGAUCCUUAAAUACUCUCCCUUCUCAGGCACUAAAAGGAGGCAUCAGCUGCAAGUCUGGGCUUUGAGAGAGUCAUACCGUAAGAACAGGCACACUGAUGCUUUUGGAAGAGAUUAUGAAUCACACCCUGCCUUGGAACAGUGCACAGAGGGACCCUGAGCAGGCCAUGAAGCCACAAUGCAAUGCAGUUCACUUUUCAACCUUUGUAGUUUAAGUGGAAAACCUAAUGCUUCUGACAAAACUGCCUGAUUUAAAUGUUCUCAUUUGAAAAAAAAUAAUAAUGAUUUAAAAAGGAAAUAAGACUCCCAUUUAUUUGCAAAGCACAGUACGGGCUGCUGGGUGCGCCCUGUGCCCGAGCACCUGGGAGCCAGCCCUGGACUGCGCAGCCACCUGCGGGCGGAGAGGGGAGGGGCCAGGUGUCCUCGGCCUCUGAUGUGAUUUCCACCCUGCGCCCUUUUCUGAAGACACACAUCCUAGAGCCCAGAGAACUUGACGGCUGGAGGAUUUAAGGCAAGGCUGGAUUUCAUUUCUAUGUUGAAAUUCUUAAGAAGAGAACAGUGUGCCGGGCGCGGUGGCUCACGCCUGUAAUCCCAGCAUUUUGGGAGGCCGCGGCAAGCGGACCACGAGGUCAGGAGAUCGAGAUCAUCCUAGCUAACACGGUGAAACCCCGUCUCUACUAAAAAUACAAAAAAAUUAGCCGGGUGUGGUGGCAGGAGCCUGUAGUCCCAGCUACUCGGGAGGCUGAGGCAGGAGAAUGGCGUGAACCCGGGAGGCAGAGCUUGCAGUGAGCCGAGAUUGCGUCACUGCACUGUAGCCUGGGCGACACAGCGAGACUCCCGUCAAAAAAAAAAAAAAGAAAGAAAAGAAAAGAACAGUGGGCCUGGCAUGGUGGCUCACGCCUGUAAUCCCAGCACUUUGGGAGGCCAAGGUGGGCAGAUUAUUUGAGGUCAGGAGUUCAAGACCAGCCUGACCAACAUGAUGAAACCCCAUCUCUACUAAAAAUACAAAAAUUAGCCAGGUGUGGUGGCGCCUGCCUGUAAUCCCAGCUACUCAGGAGGCUGAGGCAGGAGAAUCGCUUGAGCCCAUGAGGCGGAGGUUGCAGUGAGCUGAGAUCGCGCCACUGCACUCCAGCCUGGGUGACAGAGCGAGACUCCGUCUCAAAAAACAAACAAACAAACAAAAAAACCCACAACAGAACAGUGGUCCUCAGCUUUACAAACACCUCCCUCAGCGGCGGCCAAAGAGGACGCAUCACAGCAGCCCAGGCCUGCUAGGGGCGUGUUUGCUGGAGGAGGCGAGGCCGCCGUGUGUCCAUCCAGACCUGAUAGGGCGUGGCCAUAGGAGGAGGCGUGGCCGCUGCGGGUCCACCCAGGCCUGCUAGGAGUGUGGCCAUUGGAAACGGCGUGGCCGCUGCGAGUCCAUUUUGGCCCCGGAGAGUAACGGGACGGCAGAGGGGUCAUUUCCCGCCUUGCACGUAACGGGGGGCGAAAACCGGCCCCCAGCCCGACGCCGGACCCUGGCCUCCUGGGCCCACUGACGGCCUCCACUAAGGCCCCCUCCCGCCCGCAACAUGGGGGACAGCUGAGGCCACUUCCCGGGCGGGCCACCCCAACCCAAAGCGGCAUGUCGCGGGGCAGCACAGCCUGCGACAAGCGCGCAAAGCUCCCCAGCGGGGCCGCAGCAAGGGCAGGCCUGGGAGUCCCUCGCGCUGCUCAAGGCCGCUAACCGGCAUUCAGAAACCAGCGCUCUGCGGCACUGGAGAAAGCACUUCCCGCCCUCCUGCAGGCUGUUAGCCAGGGGAUGCAAAGGGAGGGGCCCCUCACGGACGUCCCGCCCGCCCCUCUCAAACAUGGCGGCCACAGGCGCACCAAGGGAAGAGCCCCUCACAAACAUGGCCGUCCGCCCCUCUCGUACAUGGCGCCAAAGAGGCUUCAAGGGAAGCACCCCUCACGAACAUGGUUGCCUGCCCCUCUCAAACAUAGCGGCCACAGGCGCACCAAGAGAAGCGCCCCUUACAAACAUGGCCGUCUGCCCCUCUCAAACAUGGUGGCCAAAGAGGCUUCAAGGGAAGCGCCCCUCAAGAACACGGUUGCUCGCCCCUCAAGAACAUAGUUGCCCACCCCGCUCAAACAUGGCGGCCACAGGUGCACCAUGGGAAGCGCCGUUCACGAACAUGGCCGUCUGCCCCUUUCAAAUAUGGCGAACACAGAAGCUACAAAAAAAGCACUCCCCGCAAACAUAAUCUCUCAGGCCUGCCACGGGCGUGGGAAACAUAGCGGCUACAAGGGGUGCCAAGGGACGCGCCCUCAUGAACAUGGCCGGCCACAGGCCGACUUCUGCUCCAGUGUCCCACCACUGGCCCAAGGCCCGCGAGCUUCGCCCGCCGCUUACGAAAGAGCCAACACUGUGGGGGUCACAUGACGAGGGUGCUGCGCUGUGAUUGGCUGUGUUGACGUCGGACGCCGCCGCGGCGCGCUCUGCAGACUCCGGGUAGCCGCUCCGCCGGGACGCGUUGGCCGGGGCGCGCGGUGCUUGGCUGCGGUGCUCACACUCAUGAGGAGCCGGAAGCUCACAGGUGCAGUGCGGUCUUCAGCGCGCUUGAAAGCACGAAGUUGUUCGGCAGCCAGGUUGGCCUCUGCCCAGGAAGUCGCUGGUUCCACGUCUGCCAAGACAGCAUGUCUGACUUCCUCAUCCCACAAAGCCACAGACAGGCGAACGUCCAAGAAGUUCAAAUGUGACAAAGGACAUCUUGUGAAGUCAGAAUUACAGAAGCUUGUCCCUAAGAAUGACAGCGCUUCUUUGCCAAAAGUGACACCUGAGACCCCUUGUGAAAAUGAGUUUGCUGCAGGCAGUGCCUUGCUUCCAGGCAGUGAGGCUGGCAUUUCUGUGCAGCAGGGAGCUGCAAGUCUUCCUCUCGGUGGCUGCAGAGUUGUGAGUGACUCUCACUUAGCAAAGACUAAAGAUGGCCUGUCCGUGCCAAAACACAGUGCCGGGUCCGGAGCAGAAGAAUCCAACAGCAGCUCCACUGUGCAGAAGCAGAAUGAGCCAGGGCUACAGACAGAGGAUGUGCAGAAGCCACCACUUCAGAUGGACAACAGCGUCUUUCUAGAUGACGACAGCAAUCAGCCAAUGCCCGUGAGCCGGUUCUUUGGAAACGUUGAGCUCAUGCAGGACCUCCCACCUGCGUCUUCAUCUUGUCCUUCAAUGAGCAGACGAGAGUUCAGAAAAAUGCAUUUCAGAGCCAAAGAUGAUGAUGAUGACGACGAUGAUGGUGCAGAAAUGUAGAGGCCACACAAAAUAACGGCCUUGAGUAUUUAGUACCAUUAACAAUUUGACAGUUUAGCACAUUACAAGAUUUAUAUAAAAUGUAUCUCCAAGAGAAUGUCUUAAUCAAACUUCAGAACUGACCCAUCUAAGUCAAUAGUGCAAAGCACCCAAUACCUGUGGAGGAUGUACUCAUGGGAACUAAAACUCAAACCGUCUUGGAGGUUGCAAAGCUGCUGUACUGUGCCAAUGUCCUUUCUUUUUUUUUUUUUUUUUUCCUUGGAGACAGAGUUUCUCUCUUGUCGCCCAGGCUGGAGUGCAGUGGCGCGAUCUCGGCUCACUGCAACCUCCACCUCCUGGGUUCAAGUGAUUCUCCUGCCUCAGCCUCCUGAGUAGCUGGGAUUACAGGCAUACGCCACCACACCCAGCUAGUUUUUGUAUUAUUAGUAGACACGGGGGUUUCUCCAUGUUGGCCAGGCUGGUCUCAAACUCCUGACCUCGUGAUACGCCCGCCUCAGCCUCCCAAAGUGCUGGGAUUACAGGCGUGAGCCACCAUGCCCGGCCAGUGUCCUUUCUUAGACACGUACAUACAUGAUGAUGGCUUGAGUCAGCUGCAGGGCAGUGGGCUUAAUGAGAGGGAUCUUUGUAAAGACAGCUCUUCCCUUCAGCUCAGUAGCUUUGGUCAUAGGCAAGUUUGUUUUCCAUUAUCAUAAUUUGAUGAUUCUUGUGAUGAAUUCAAUGCUAGUUCUUAAAGAACUCUUUUAUUUCUGUAUGUGGAGCUAAUGUUUACCUUGGAAAUUUUGCAAAAUACAUGUAAGAAAGAAAUAAAAUAUAUUUUGAAAAUA